Messenger RNA from Nerophis lumbriciformis (worm pipefish), 5131 nucleotides. The record is from RefSeq and is a predicted model, not a curated record. Lineage: Eukaryota; Metazoa; Chordata; Actinopteri; Syngnathiformes; Syngnathidae.
CGUGACCCCAAAUAGCUCUAGCUUGCUAAUGCAAGAGGAAGCUCGAUCUACAGAAUUUUGCUGCAAACGACAUUAAAACCGACGGAAGAAAUACGGAUAUAGGCGAUAAGACGGCAGGAGGUUUACCUGCGCCCCUUGGAGGUCUUCGCAAUGGCGACGGACAUACUAAUGGACAUGAUGCCGCCUUCCCGGCCUGCCCUAGCCUCACCACCUGUAUCCCAGGAUCUAAUUCCUAGCCAGGUGCCUGUGUUGGCUGAUCAACCUGACACAGAAAUGUCCUUGGAUCCAAGUCCUGCCACAAAGCUUCAGCUUGCAGACCUAGAUGUGGCCAAUGGCAUGCCCGGCCAUGUUCCUGGCCUGCCUCCCGGUUUCGAGCUACCCCAGGUUGAUCUUCCACCCCCAACACCGCUGUCUUGCACUAAGAACCCCAACUGCAAGAUCAUGACCUUUCGUCCUACCAUGGAGGAAUUUAAAGAUUUCGCUAAGUACGUUGUCUACAUGGAGAGUCAAGGAGCUCAUCGUGCUGGUCUGGCCAAGGUGAUUCCGCCAGAGGGUUGGAAACCACGAAAAUGCUACGACAGCAUUGAGGAAAUGGUGAUCCCGGCUCCCAUCAUGCAAGUGGUGACUGGUCAGUCAGGCCUUUUUACCCAGUACAACAUCCAGAAGAAGUCUAUGACUGUGAGCGAGUACCGCAAGCUGGCCAACAGCAAAAAGUACUGCACACCUCGCCACAAAGACUUUGAUGAUCUAGAGAGGAAGUACUGGAAGAACCUGACUUUUGUUUCACCCAUUUACGGAGCAGAUGUUAGUGGCUCUAUCUAUGAUGAGGAAAUUACAGAGUGGAACAUUGGCCACCUGAACACACUACUCGAUAUGGUGGAGCAGGAGUGUGGAAUCGUCAUAGAGGGUGUCAACACUCCCUACCUGUACUUUGGGAUGUGGAAGACCACCUUUGCCUGGCACACUGAGGACAUGGAUCUCUACAGCAUUAACUACCUGCAUUUUGGGCAGUCCAAGUCUUGGUAUGCUAUUCCGCCAGAACAUGGUAAGAGGCUGGAGAGACUAGCACAAGGCUUCUUCCCUGGUAGUUCCCAGGGGUGUGAUGCCUUUCUUCGCCACAAGAUGACUUUGAUAUCCCCAUCCAUCCUGAAGAAAUAUGGCAUUCCCUUUGACAGGGUUACUCAAAAUGAAGGGGAAUUCAUGGUAACCUUUCCUUAUGGCUACCACGCUGGCUUCAAUCAUGGCUUCAACUGUGCAGAAUCAACAAACUUUGCCACUCUGCGCUGGGUCGACUACGGCAAAAUGGCUACUCAGUGCUCUUGCCGUAAGGAUAUGGUCAAGAUUUCCAUGGAUGUUUUUGUGCGCUGCCUCCAGCCGGAUCGGUACAACAUGUGGAAACAGGGCAAAGACCUCAUAGUGUUGGACCACUGUAAGGUCACUGAGCUGAAUAGCCCAGAACUGGAGGGCUGGAGACAGCAACGCGUCACAUUCAGAGCCAACCUCUUGCGGAAGGCCAUGCAGAAAAUGAAACAGUUCCGCCGUCUUAAGUUGGAUGAGGUAAAGGUACUUGCGGAAGAGGGCAUCGAGUUGAAUGCUGUUGAGUACCAACGUCAGGUGGAAGAGCGGGAAGCCCAGCGAAGGCAAGAACGAGAGGAGCGUCUUGCCAGAGAGGCUAUGUUGACCCUUGAGGCCAUGGAGCUCAAAGAAAUGCAGGAUGCAGAAGCUGCUUCAAGAGCAGCUCAAACUUUAGCACUAGAGGACCCUGAGGCACCGAACCUGACUGACAAUGUGACAGAGGAUGUAGAAACUAAGAUGCAUAUAAAACAGAAGGAUAUUGCCAUGACUGGAUUUGAAGCAGCAUUUGAACAAUUUGCUGCAUCUUCCAUGAAAAAUUCAAAGUCUGCCUCGUCAGAUCAAACCGAGGAGAAGAAGCCUGUAGACGUGAAACCGAUAAAACCAGUUGACAUCCCAGCAGACAACAAACUGGAAGCAAAUUGCACCAUGGCAAGCUACACCAAGAUGAAGAUGCCAACAGAAGUUAAGAAGAGUCGUCGUCACCCCCUCACCAAGCCACCGACCCGGUCUCCUUUGUCUGUGGUGAAGCAGGAUCCGACUGGUGCUAUAGAGGUUACCUCACCCAUGGCGCUGGAAAGCAGCAUGAAGAAACAGGAGCACCUGUGGCAGAAUCGCUCACCCAACUUCCUGGCAGAGAAGGCCUUUAAUGCCGCUGUGGCAGUACUCCAGCCACAUUGUGCUGUCUGCUCCCUCUUCUGUCCCUACACAAAGCCACAACACGUACCCUUGAAUGCAAAUGAUCGCCAGCGCGUUUCUGUCCCCCGUCAUGGAAAUCGAACUCGCCCAAUCGUCCCAGAGAUGUGCUUUAGUGCCAGGGCGAGCAGUACUGAGCCUCCCCCCACUAGCCGUUACAUUGGGGAAGAUGGAACCAGCGUGUUAUUAUGUUGCUCUUCCUGCAAGAUGCAAGUUCAUGCCAGUUGUUUUGGUGUCGAUCCGGAGACAAUUGAAGGGUCAUGGACAUGCUCCAGAUGUGUGGCAGGUGCCUGGACAGUGGAGUGUUGCCUCUGCAACUUGCGGGGAGGAGCGCUGAAGAUUACUGGAGACAACCGGUGGGUCCAUAUUAUCUGCGCCAUUGCGGUGGCUGAAGCACGCUUCAUCAAUGCUAUUGAGAGGGAGCCAGUGGAUGUCAGUGCUGUUCCGGAAACGCGCAAAAAUCUGGUGUGCGUGUUCUGCCACAGAAACACUGCCAAUAAGAACCGCGGUGCGUGCAUCCAGUGCUCCAAUGAGAACUGCACAACAUCUUUCCACGUUACCUGCGGCCAAAUUGCUGGCGUUCACAUGGCCCCAGCCGACUGGCCCUAUGUGGUGUCCGUCACCUGCCACAGACAUAAAAAGACUCCUAAGCCUCAGCCUCAGCCUCAGCCUCAGCCUCAGCCUCAGCCUCGGAUGCCAGCCAAAAUACCCAAAACGCAGCAGGGUCCGACCCUGGGUCAGAUGGUCAUUGGCCGCAACACCGACAGCUGGUAUUACCAUUGUAACAUAAUCGGCAUGGCAACGCAAACAUUCUACGAGGUCAACUUUAAUGACGGUGCAUACUGUGACAACCUGUAUCCAGAAAACAUCAUCAGUCACGACUGUUUGCGUAGUGGUCCUCCACCCGCGGGGGAGUCGAUCGUGGUCAGAACUCAGGAUUGUCAGGACCGCAAUGCUAACUUUGUCAAAGUCCACAUCCACAAACUCUACCAGGUUGAGUUUCAGGACAAGAGUCAACAGCUGUUGAAACAUUCAGAGAUUCAUCUGAUGGAACAGGAAUUGCCCAAGAGAGUCCGGACCCGUCUUGCGAUACCAAUGUCCCAGGAGAACACUUCCUCAGCAGACGGAGCUGGAGCGGCCAAACGUCGCUGCCUGCCCACCCCCUCCGCCCCACGCAAGGCGGCCCCCGUGCAGACGACACCCGUCCGCAUCGCCCCCACCCCCAUGGAGACGGCGCCCGCCCCGCAGAAGCCCCCGCCACCACAACCUAACAGUAUUGCCAAACUGCCAGCCUCACAACUCCUAAGCCACCUCAGCGUGGCGUCCACCGCGAACGGCGCCCCCACCAGCGUGAUUCAGGAGCUUCUCAAUGCUCCCAUGGACACGAGCAGGGCCUUGCCUACCCCUCUGACGGACUCCAGCAUGGCCUCAGACCCCACAUUAACUCUGAAUCCCAUCUCUUUCCAGUGCCAGUUGAACUCUGACCCCCUUUUGUCCGCGUUGUCCCCGCCGCCAUCCCUGACCCCGCGGCACAUUUCCGACAGCUACACGCCGAGCAGCGGCUACGUCUCCUACAUGGAGACCCUCCUGCAUUCACAUUUCCCCCAGGACGAGGGCCCCGGGACUCUGUUUUAGGCCGCCAUGUUUCCAGCCAGCACCAAGGGGAGGGACGCUAACGGCGGUGAGUGCUGCAUUAACGGACACAAACAUGUUGCAUCGUCCCUCAAAGCUCAGUGCUCCAAAAAGACAUGAAAGCACUACUUUUUAAAUGCAUGUUUCUUUUUUUUUUUGAGUUGAUGUGAUUGAAUUGUAGCUUUAGCUCGCUCUGAAGCACACAUUUUCUAUUUCUUUCCCAACAUUAUUGUUGUCCUUUGUAUUUUUCAGCAGGUUUUAUUUUGGUUCCCUGCAGUGCUUUUCUUUCCCAUCUUAUUAUUAAUAUCUCUGGGUGGUAUCAACUCUGUACCUCGUUGCAUUUAUUCGACAAUGGCACGUUUUUUUGGGGGUGGGUCAAGCAAGCGAGUCUCUUACUGUCCCGCUGUAGAGGACAUCUUUCUUUUGUAAGACAAAGCAACCAGCAACAAAUAGAUCUAUUUUUCAGUCUAGCCAAGUCACACAUAUGUUGUCCAUCUACUGUAAAGUGUUUUUUGUUUGCAGGAAAUGGGGGCACUGGGGUUGAAAUGUAUUGUGGGUAUUCUUAGUAUUUAAAUGUCUUCGAUAUUUAAGGAAUGGUGAUAGAAGAAGCAUAUCCAAUGCAAACAGUACGAGUCCACGCGAUGCGUCGCGUUAUUGUGAAGGCUAUAGCAGGCCUCCAACGUAUUGAAUGGUCGUUAGGCCACUCCCACUUUUCCACUUGCAAAUCUUGUCUCAGGGUUCCUACAUCCACAAGAACAACUUUGGCGUAACUCGCUUGCUUUUGAUCGGAGCAGGAAUUGUUUGCUCCGGUUUAGAUGUAACAUAUUUCUCCUGUUAGCUCAAACGAUUCAACAUAGGAACCCGGAAGUGUGAAAUAUUGUUAAACAUUUCUCUUGUAGCUUUUUCCUAGUCCAUGAAGUCCACACAAACUUGGCCAUUUUAAAUACUAAUGAUUUUUUUUUACAGGUUUACCUUGGAUGAUCACUCAAUUUGUAUGGAUUAUUAAUCUGUAUUUUGGUUUUCUAUGGCCAUUUUGAUCUCCGACUACUGAUGGACUCACCUUCUCCUUGUCACUUUGUACAUAGCAUCAAGUCAUUAGUGUGUAUUGUGAUUUAAAUCUCUAAAUGUCAAACCCCCCACCCACAGAUGUUGGAAAAAGUGGUUUUGUGUCUAAAGUAAUAACCUUGAAAAAAAAAAUGUCAUAGAAAUUAAAGUGGCUUGCUAGUCGCCA